AUGCUGAUCACCUCCGAUGAUGCGCUUGAGUCGGCAAUGAAACGAUCUGAAGAAACUCGUGACUUGCUUGCAAACGCACUGAAAGCUUAUUUGGAGUCAUGCAUUUCUCUGGAGACCAACAUAUACUUCGAACAUGGUCAUAAAGCUCCUACACAUAUAAUUUCUCGUAUCGAUUCAGCUCUCGAUUCGCUAAGAGUUACCGCAACUGAGCAGCUCACUCGAUGUAAAGCGACCGUUUCACGAAUACGAAACAAGCUCGUCUCGUCAGUUCGGUAUUUACCGCAGGAAGUGUUAUCUGAUAUAUUCUUCCACGUCGUAUAUUCCCCGGAAAAUAACAGCGUCUCCAUGAAUCAAGGGGUAAAGGCCAUGUACUCCGAACUAUGCAACUUGAUGCUCGUUUGUUCGACCUGGAGGAAACUUGCCUUGGAUCAUAGCGUACUAUGGGAAACCAUACCUGCAUGUGACAAGACUCUUGAUUUUGAGGCUAUUAAUACUAGUCUUCAGAGGACCGGGAGUCGGGGGGUUCGCCUUGCCGUUGUCGCGCCGUGGGGCGGUGCAUUAUCGCGCUUUAUGAACAUCAUAGUCGGACAUACUCAUCGCAUCCGUGGGUUAUAUGUGGAAGGGGGAAAUGACGAAGAUAUUUAUGCUUUCAUCCGUCGUUUGGUGGAAGAUCACGCACCCCUCGAACUCUCUCAGUUAUCUCUACGCUACACGUGCUUGCAGAGUAUAGAGCGCAAGGCAGAGUCGACCACCUCUUUACCCGAAUCGCUCUACAGUUGCGAUUUCAAGAAACUAAUAAGUUCUCUUUCGGUCCUCCUACUUGAUCGGAUUCAGGUGCGAUGGGAUAACACCGUUUUUACGGACCGGCUUGUCGAGUUGGCUAUUUACAGGGUGAAACUAAAAGACUCUCCAUCUUCCAUGACUGAAUUUAUGUUAGCUAUAUCCUCCGCGACCGCACUCCGCGAUUUGAGAAUCAUGAGGAUGGAAGUUUGCGCUCAAUCGACUGAGGCUGCCAAUACGACAAUAUCUUCGAGAAUUGAUUUUCGCAAUCUAAGGACUCUUUUGCUUGAGGACUUAUCGUUCAAUGUACUGGAAUUAUUCCUCCUUAAAAUCGCACCCGGGACUUACCAUUCGACAUUGGUCCUGACUGACAAAGCAGUAACGUCUCUGACACAUUACUACACGUUUGCAUCGACAGGCAUAGACAAACUGGUCGCAUUACUAUCACACACUCAGACCGACACGUUAGUUCUAGACCGAGGUGACUCGGUGCUCGGUCCUUGGCUAGACGGGUCAGGACUUCGCAAGUUAUUGAAUUCACUGCCAACGUUGAAGGAACUUGCCAUUCAUGGUUGGCGGUUUGAUGAAACUUUCUGUCAUGACUUAUUCCGACCUUUAUCCUCGGAUACAGAAGACGGGACACACGGAUUCCCAACAGUCGAUACUUUAUAUCUAACAAACGUCAAUGUACUUGAUCUUGAAGGGUUCAAACGUAUUACAGCCAAGAUCUCGUCCCAAGCUGUAAUUCUUGGGGGGCGGAGUCGGGCAGGUGAACUAUCUAUGGAUGACUUGCUUUCGAACAAGGAGUUUAUAGAUUGGAUCAAGUGCAACGUUCCAGAGGUUCGCUUGGUCGCUUCAGGGUUUCUUCCUCCAGAUAUGAGACCCAAGGGUCGCUGA
Rhizoctonia solani is the source of this 1677-nucleotide messenger RNA. Its product is annotated as F-box-like protein. The record is from RefSeq and is a predicted model, not a curated record. Lineage: Eukaryota; Fungi; Basidiomycota; Agaricomycetes; Cantharellales; Ceratobasidiaceae. Gene Ontology annotation, molecular function: protein binding. The transcript has 3 exons. Bases 1 to 1677 code for a protein of 558 amino acids.